UGGUGCCAUGUUGUUAUUAAAUAAAUAAUAAAAUUCAAAUAUUUCAUCUAAUUCCUAAAAAAGCGCAUAAUGCCGAAAGUUCGCACGCAAGUUACUUCUCGCGUCCACACGGAAGUGGCGAGACAAGGAAUUUUAUUUAAUAAGGAUAAAGGUCAGCAUAUACUGAAAAAUCCUUUAAUUAUUCAAAGUAUGGUUGAAAAAGCUGCGCUUAGGCCUACCGAUGUUGUAUUGGAGAUAGGUCCUGGUACAGGCAAUAUGACUGUAAAAAUGCUUGAGAAAGCAAAGAAAGUAGUAGCUUGCGAAAUUGAUCCAAGAAUGGUAGCAGAAUUACAAAAGCGCGUUCAAGGAACUGUACACCAAUCAAAGUUACAAAUAAUGUAUGGAGAUGUAUUAAAAUCAGAUCUACCAUUUUUUGAUUUGUGUGUCGCUAAUAUCCCUUAUCAGAUAUCAUCACCAUUAGUAUUUAAGUUACUUUCACACAGACCACUUUUCAGAUGUGCUGUACUUAUGUUCCAAAGAGAAUUUGCGGAACGCUUGGUAGCUAAACCUGGUGACAAAUUAUAUUGUCGCUUAAGUAUUAACACGCAAUUAUUGGCACGAGUAGAUAUGUUGAUGAAAGUUGGAAAGAAUAACUUUAGACCUCCCCCUAAAGUAGAAUCGAAUGUAGUGAGAAUUGAACCAAGAAAUCCACCACCUCCGAUUAAUUAUCAGGAAUGGGAUGGUCUGACACGGAUUGCUUUCGUGAGAAAAAAUAAAACGCUAUCUGCAGCUUUCAAACAAACCACAGUUGUUACUAUGUUAGAGAAAAAUUAUAAAAUUCAUUGUAGUUUGAAUAAUAAGAUUGUACCAGAUAAUUUUGAUAUCAAGCAAUUGAUAGACCAUGUAUUAGAAAAAGCAGAUGCUAAGAAUAAACGAGCUAGAACUAUGGACAUAGAUGACUUUAUCAGCCUGUUACAUACAUUCAACGCGGAAGGUGUGCAUUUUAUAUAAAUUUAUA
This is a messenger RNA of Mycetomoellerius zeteki, 997 nucleotides long. Its product is annotated as probable dimethyladenosine transferase. The coding region runs from base 70 to 990 and encodes 306 amino acids. Gene Ontology annotation, molecular function: rRNA (adenine-N6,N6-)-dimethyltransferase activity. Gene Ontology annotation, cellular component: nucleolus. Gene Ontology annotation, biological process: rRNA methylation. The transcript has 5 exons. The record is from RefSeq and is a predicted model, not a curated record. NCBI's taxonomy places the organism in Eukaryota, Metazoa, Arthropoda, Insecta, Hymenoptera, Formicidae.